This is a messenger RNA of Schistocerca gregaria, 1758 nucleotides long. Its product is annotated as NADH dehydrogenase [ubiquinone] iron-sulfur protein 3, mitochondrial-like. NCBI's taxonomy places the organism in Eukaryota, Metazoa, Arthropoda, Insecta, Orthoptera, Acrididae. The coding region runs from base 522 to 1325 and encodes 267 amino acids. Gene Ontology annotation, molecular function: NADH dehydrogenase (ubiquinone) activity. The record is from RefSeq and is a predicted model, not a curated record. The transcript is spliced from 5 exons.
GUAUUUCAACUUUUGGUGACAUUCAUACAAGGCAUGUUCUGUACGAAUGGAUAAAUAAAUAAAUUAUGUUAGCCAUCUUUCCGUUUCGAGUAACAGUGCAACAUUUCAUUUGGCACUCAUCAAGACUAGCCAACAAAUUUUUGUAAAUUGCGCAGCCAACAAAUUCUUGUAAAUUGCAGAAAAUAACCUUAUUUUCACAUUUUUACUAGAAAUUCAAACGAUUGAACUUAGGAUAAAAACUGCCUACUCACUGCCGAGAUGCCGGUGAUCAACAUUCAUCGGUAUCAGAAACUAAACCAGACACUGAUUUCUCGAAACAGAUCGUGCGUGAGUUAUCGCGGCGAAGUUUCCAACGAGACAUUUAAUUGCUGCCAAGGAGGUGUGACGGUACUUUAACAAAUAUGUUAAUGCAAUGCAUUUAAUUGCUGCAAUAGAAAUAUCUUUGACUGUGAAACAUCUUAGAUCUAGCAGAAAGCCCGAAACCUAAUAAGCCUGUGGGUGUUUGUGUUAUUAUAUGAGACAUGGCUGUGUCUGUGAUUAGAAAUGUAUGUGGAUUAUUUAGAACAACAGUGUCUCAGACCGGCUGUCUGAGUGGUGUUCCCAUUCAUCUUAGACGUAAACAUGAUAAUGCAGCAGCUGCAGCAGAAACUAGGCCAACUGCUCGUAAAUUUGAUGCUGCACAACGUGCACAAUUGAGUGAUUAUGGCUGUUAUGUAGCAGAAUGUCUUCCAAAGUUUGUGCAGAAAGUCCAGCUGACAGCAGGUGAUGAACUUGAAGUAUUGAUUGUCCCAGAGGGUGUAGUUCCAGUUUUACAAUUCCUCAAGGACCAUCACAAUGCACAGUUUGCCAAUCUUGUAGAUAUAGCAGGUGUUGAUGUGCCUAGCAGACAGUUCAGAUUUGAGGUGGUCUACAAUUUACUCUCACUUCGAUUCAAUUCACGUAUAAGGGUGAAGACCUAUACAGAUGAACUUACGCCUAUUGAUUCAGUGUGUGAGGUAUUCAAGGCUGCCAACUGGUAUGAAAGGGAGAUCUGGGACAUGUUUGGUGUGUUCUUUGCAAAUCACCCUGACUUGCGCCGCAUUCUCACUGAUUAUGGAUUUGAAGGGCAUCCAUUCCGUAAGGACUUUCCACUAAGUGGAUAUGUUGAGGUGCGUUACGAUGAUGAACGAAAGCGUGUUGUUGUCGAGCCACUAGAACUGGCACAAGAGUUCCGUCGUUUUGAGUUGUCAGCACCAUGGGAGCAGUUCCCAAACUUCAGAGAGGCUCCAGCUGCUCAAGAAGAAAUACAGACAAAGGGUAGUGAGUCUGGAGAAGGGAAGAAGUAGGUUGGAAGAACUCAAAACAGCUCUUUGUUAGUAGCAUUAGUUUUAUAUGUUGAAUCACUGUACAGUUGAAGUGAAAUAUAAUAAAUAUAUAUGUACACACACACAAACUGUUACAGUGCUUGAAUUAUAUCUCCCAUACUGUAGAAUUGUACUACUUAAAAUCAGGUGCUCAGUUAACAUUUAGAACAGCAGCUGUGAUCAGCUCACUAAGCAAACCUCAAGAAACAGAAAUAUAAAGACCCUCAUCUUGGGAUAAUACGUGUUAUCACAGUCACAACUGCUACAUUUUCACAUAUUCAGACACUUGGUAAAGUACAGAUAAUAUACAGUAUGAAAUGUUCAGAAAUAAGUAAAGCAUUAAUGAAGUUUUAUAUAAUGGUACAAUUAAGUUAAACACAAAUCUUCCACAAAUAAAUUUAUGCUCUCUUACCAA